CUCUGUGUGACAGGCAGGAAGCUCCGCCCCGGUGUCCAUGGUGACGGCUGAAGGCGGGAGAUUCGGUCGGUCGGGCGAUGUGGGAGUCGUACCGUGCGGUGGAGGCCGGGUUGGGCCGGGAGGAGAAUUUUCUGUCCCUCGGAGAUGUCCUCAUGUCUCAGGAGAAGCUGCCGUGCCGGCUGGAGAGCGGCCUGGCCCGCCUGGGCUUCCUGGACAAAGGGGGGGAGACGGAGCACAUCCCUCAGACGUUCAUCGGGCGCUUCCGUCGCAUCAUGGACUCCUCCCAGAACGCCUAUAACGAGGACACCUCCGGCCUGGUGGCCAGACUGGACGAGCUGGAACGGGCCUUGUUCCGGGCCGGGCAGAGGGGCCUCAAUACCUUCCAGAACUGGGAGCGGGGUCAGGCGGGUCAGAUCACGGCCUCCAGCCUGGUGCAGAGUUACAAGAAGAGGAAGUUCAACGAGACGGACGCCUAACG
Nanorana parkeri is the source of this 478-nucleotide messenger RNA. RefSeq names its product GINS complex subunit 3 (gene GINS3). Lineage: Eukaryota; Metazoa; Chordata; Amphibia; Anura; Dicroglossidae. Bases 78 to 476 code for a protein of 132 amino acids. The record is from RefSeq and is a predicted model, not a curated record. Gene Ontology annotation, cellular component: GINS complex. Gene Ontology annotation, biological process: mitotic DNA replication initiation. The transcript is spliced from 2 exons.